This is a messenger RNA of Hevea brasiliensis (rubber tree), 1396 nucleotides long. Its product is annotated as GDSL esterase/lipase At1g71691-like. Bases 82 to 1203 code for a protein of 373 amino acids. The transcript has 5 exons. The record is from RefSeq and is a predicted model, not a curated record. NCBI's taxonomy places the organism in Eukaryota, Viridiplantae, Streptophyta, Magnoliopsida, Malpighiales, Euphorbiaceae. Gene Ontology annotation, molecular function: hydrolase activity, acting on ester bonds.
CACAAGCCCCUUAACAUUACACAACUUGAUCAUAUCAGUGCUGAUCAGCUGUUUCUAUCUGUCUCUCUCUCCCUGACCCUGAUGGCUAUCUUGAUGAGGGAAUGUUGUUUGCUGGUGUUUGCCAUGGUUUUAAGGGUAGGUUUAGGCCAGAAUGUAGACCCAUCUGGGCCAGAUGGAGGAGGGAGAAAAGAGAUGGUGCCGGCUAUGUUCAUAUUUGGAGACUCUCUCAUUGACAAUGGGAAUAACAAUGAUCUUCCUUCCUUUGCUAAGGCUAACUAUUUUCCUUAUGGUAUCGACUUCAAUGGAGGUCCUACUGGUCGUUUUUCCAAUGGCUACACCAUGGUUGAUGAAAUAGCUGAACUACUAGGACUUCCUCUGAUUCCUCCAUACUCUGAGGCGUCUGGAGAUGAUGUGCUUCAUGGAUUAAAUUAUGCCUCUGCUGCUGCUGGAAUCCUCGACAUUACAGGAAGAAACUUUGUGGGUCGCAUACCAUUUAAUCAACAGAUAAAGAACUUCCAGAAUACACUUGAUCAGAUCACAGAUAAUCUUGGGGCAAUUGAUGUGGCCAACGCAAUUGGAAAGAGCAUAUUCUUUGUGGGAAUGGGAAGUAAUGACUACCUUAAUAAUUAUCUCAUGCCCAAUUACCCAACCAAGAAUCAGUACAAUGCUCAACAAUAUGCAGAUCUCUUGGUUCAACAAUACACUCAGCAACUCACGACCCUUUACAAUCUUGGAGCAAGGAAGUUUGUACUUGCAGGGUUAGGAGUAAUGGGAUGCAUCCCGAGCAUUCUGGCACAGAGCCCUGCUGGACUCUGCUCUGAAGAGGUUAAUCAGCUGGUUCUACCCUUCAAUGAAAAUGUCAAGACUAUGAUGAACAACUUCAAUGCCAAUCUCCCAGGUGCAACAUUCAUUUACAUUGACGUUGCCAGAAUGUUUCGAGAAAUCCUUACCAACUCUCCAGCUUAUGGAUUUAGCGUAAUAAACCGCGGGUGCUGUGGCAUAGGGAGAAAUAGAGGUCAGGUAACCUGUCUUCCAUUCGAAACGCCGUGUCCAAACAGGGAACAGUACAUCUUCUGGGAUGCAUUUCACCCAACAGAAGCUGUGAACAUCUUAAUGGGGAGAAAGGCUUUCAAUGGGGAUACAAGCUUUGUGUAUCCUAUGAACAUAGAGCAGCUUGCCAAUCUUGAUCUUGACGCCAACUGAUAUAAAAGAGAGAGAGAGAGAGAGAGAGAGAGAGAGAUUCUUGCAUGCCAAUCCGUAUAACCCUUUCAAGUAUUGCUAUUAUUCAUCUAAAUAGUCGUAUGUCUUGGAAAUCAAAGAAGAGUUGUAUUUCUACUUUUGACUGCAACUACUUUGAUUUUUUGUUUUGAUAAUAUCAUCAUUUUCUUUUCAGAAA